CCGACGCUCUGUCCCUUCAAAGUGUGAGAAGAUGGCGGCGGCGGGCCUGGGCGGCCGGGCCGCGCUGCCGGCGCGGCGGGGGCGGCGGCGGCGGGGGCGGGCCGGGGCGGCGGCGGAGGAGGACGACGAGGCGGUGCUGGUGGAGUGCCCGGUGUGCCGGCAGGCGCUGGUGGAGGCGGUGACGCCGCCCUGCCGCCACUCGCUCUGCCUCGCCUGCUUCCAGCGGUGCCUGCAGGGCCCGGGCCUCUACUGCCCGCUCUGCCGCAGCCGCCUCUCCACCUGGGCCCGCCGCCAGCAGGCCCGCGCCGAGCCCGCCGCGACGACGGCCGCCGGAGGAGGCGGGGAGCAGCGGCCGCCGGACCAAGACUUUAUAUUCAGAGCACCCAUUAAACUAAGCAAACCCGGGGAACUCCGAGAAGAAUACGAAAGCCAGCUAAGGAAGCUGAGAGAAGAAAAAUUACAAGAAGAAAAAGCUUCCGAGGAUCUGAUUCACAAGUUUGUUCUCGAUGACAUGGAAGGAGGCAAAAGAAAAACGGAAGAACAGCAGAAAAAAGAUGAAUCUUUAGUGCUCAAAGUGAACCAAGAGUGUUUUCCUGAACGUCUCUCGGAUUCGGAGAACGAAGAACCGUUCCAGGGCAAGCAAACGCAUCGCUCGGCUUUUGUUUCCAAGACCAGCGCCUACUCCUUUGCUUUCCUUUCAGGGAACCUGACCAAGGUGGAAAGGAGCCGGAGCUGCAACGACACCAUUCAGGAGAGAUCAAAGAGCAGGCAGAGAUCAGCCCCAGCCAACAAAACAAAGGUCCCACCCAUCACCAGCACAUCGACGCCACUGGUUGGAGUUUUGUCGUCCACCCAGAACAACCGCUGCCUCUCAGCCCCAGACCUGACAGCGGAGAAGCGCCCGGUUCUCAACCCCGUUUCGUCCCUCUCGGCCCUGCACAAGCCAGAACGAUCCAUCAGCCCCGAGAGCAACGACAGCAUCUCGGAAGAGCUCAACCACUUCAAGCCAAUCGUCUGCUCCCCGUGUACUCCUCCCAAGAGGCUCCCCGACGGCAGAGUCCUGAGCCCUCUCAUUAUCAAAUCCACCCCGAGAAACCUAAACCGGAGCCUGCAGAAACCAACCACCUACGAGGCCAGUCCUAGAAUACUGAAAAAAUGGGAGCAGAUAUUUCAGGAGCGCCAGAUCAAAAAGACUCUCUCGAAAGCGACUCUUACGUCCUUGGCUUCGGAGCCUGGGGAUGACGUUUUAGUUCCUGAUGUCACCAUCUCCAGCACUUGCGCUAAAGAGCAGCCGCAAAUUCGGGACGAUCACCUUCCGCCUGACACCACAGCAGACGCUCGCCCCGAGCUGGAUUUCUUCCCUUCCAUCAGUGAAACCAAGUUGGGAAGGGGGAGCGAGAAGAACCGAGAGUCACAAGCCUUAACAACAGAUGACAGCGCUGCCGAACCAGACACGAGAUCAAAUGUCACCUCCCUAAAUGCGCGAGUGUCCGAAGUUGCUGACCUCAAAGUGAACGCGUUCAUGGACAAAUCCUGUCUUGGUCUCGGCCCGAAAAUGCUGAGCAGAAGACUCAUGGGCGUCAGCGCGUCGCUGCCGGACAACACCACGCUGGGAGUCCCCAUCAAAACGUCAGGAAAAAAGCAGCUGAAAUACCUGAACAACAGCGAACUGAUCAACGUGCAGAACAACACCUGCAACUCUGUGGAGAACAUCAUCGGCGAGCAAACCCCGUCGCUGAGACGAGGCCGCAAAAGACGCUGCAAAACGAAGCACUUGGAGCACAACGGCUCCGUCAAAAGACUGCGGCACACAGCCGGAGAGGCGGGUUUGGCUCCGGAGGAUCGUUUGGUGCGGGAGGUGGAGCAGAAGCUCCAGCAGGAGGAGGAGGACAGGAGGUUGGCCCUGCACCUGCAGCGCAUUUUCGACAGCGAGAACAGGACAGUGGACAGGCGGAAAGUGCGAGUCGAUCGGUAUCUGCUGCGCUCCAAGAGCACGCUGGGUGCCAAGUAGCGCCGCCGGACAAUGUUGCCUUUGUAGAGGACGAUGAGGUUUAUCAAAUUAUCUUAGAGGAAAACUUAUUUUUUUGUCAUACUUCCACCCGCAGCAAUUGUUUUGUUGUUUUAUUUUUCAUUUUGGUGGUGAGAUAUUUGCAGGUCCAGUUCAGAGAGAAGCCAGAGUCCUUUCAGAUUAACAAAAACAAGGAGAAUGGGGAAAAACAAACCCGUCCAGCUUUUGUCUCUCAGAGAAGUGUCCGUCGUCCCCGUGAAUACACUGCAACGCCCGUACGCGCAGCCAGGGACGCUGGGUUGUGUGGGGUGUGGGAUAAGGACCUUGUCCAUUCCAUGCCUUCCCACUUAAAAAAUCAACUCACGGAGAGGAAAAUAGACUUUUUCUGUCCUAAAGAGUCUCCUCCUCUCUGCCUGCCCCGUUUGCUCCCUGGCUGUGGCGCUCAGAGCGUCACUGAUGGCAGCGGGUUCCAAUGACCUGACUCGAGGGCCAUUGGGAGGCCGAUCCGUAUUUCUGCUAAAAAAUACCAAAUAGAUCCACCCGUAGUACUUACAAAUGAAUGUAUCUCACUCUCUGCGCCGGCAGUACGGAUCACAGGGUACUUGCUUUAAGUAAAAAGCCAAAUGCAGUGAAGAAAGAUAUAAAAUAAGGAUUUUUUUGCUGAAAAGCCUUAUAGGAACGUGGAGUUUCUUGGGCAGCAGAGCUGUGACCCAGCUGGUCCCUGCCUCUCUUUCACUAAUGUUGAAGUGUAGAAAGGGAAACGCUGUCCGGGUGGUUUAGGGAAGGAGAUUCUGCCUGCUGACACAUUCCUGCUGGGUUGAGAGAUCUCUCGGCACAGCUAAAACCUGGUUUUACACAUCCCAGAGCAUCCCAAGGUGGCAUCACAAGGUGUCCAACAUGCUCUCCUGGGCGUGCGAUGGAAGAGUUGGGCCAGAAUCCCAACCCUGCUCCUGCUCCGAGCCGCCUGGCCUCAGCUUCAAACCACUAAAAAAGCUCAGGUGAACGAUGCACUAAAAUAAUUCCCACUUAAAAAGGCGUGAAAUCGGAAGGACCAGAGCAGGCUCGGAGCCCGGGUGCGGUGUUGUCAUCUUUAACACAAUUUGAUCUGUUAUUUCCAGUAAUCAGGCUCAAAAACUGUCAACUCAACUUAGUAUUUGAAAGCCGCCUUGCAGAGUAUUCACUGGGGACUCUCGGUGCUCACUGCAGUAUUAACGAUCGCGCUGAUAACGAAGGGGUAGUUUCUGCAAUUUAACCGUGUCCCCACGGUUUAAGCAGGUGGAGCUGAUCUCAGAGAACGGUCAUUGCCCAAUUUCCUCGAUCUAAUAAAUGGUUGAAUUUCUCCCUCCACUUUAAAUGGUUAAAAAAGAAGCCAGGAACUGGUUUUAUUUUUCAUUCUGCGAGGACCCUGGUGAUUUUUUCCUAAUUGAACUGGAUUCAUUUUUUUUUUUAAGGAAAAAAAAAAGAAAUCUUAUAUUUUAAUGGAUAAAAUUUAUAUAUUUUAAAUACUAUAUUUCAACAAAUUGACACUUUCGUUUUGAGAGAUCUUAUAGCGAUGAUGCCGUAAUAUAUAUAUCUCUAUCUCUGUAUCUCCCUAACACACAAACUACUGGAUGGUUUAAGUCGGACCUAGGGUCGGUUAGACCCGGCCUGGGCUGCCCGGCCACUGCGGCUUGUGGGCCACAUCUUUUCUGUGCCCUCUCCCGUGCUGCAGCCUCGUUGGGUUUCUGUUAAUUAGAAGGAAAUUAAAUAAUUAGGCCUUUGACAAGACAUAGAAGAGCAGAACUGAGAGAAGGAGCGAUGGGUCUGGAUCGGCCCUUCGCAGUGAAAUAAGCUCAGGAAGGAAAACCCACAGCUUUACUCACAAUUCUUGUCAUUUUGUCCCAAUAUUUGGAGGUAAAACAUGCGCUUCUCAAGUGCAUUUAGAUGUAUAAUUCUUUUUACAGAUCCCUUUCUCCAUGGUUAAUCCCUUAAGCCCAGAUCAAACUUCCCCAAACCGUUUCCUUCUUCCUCAUGGCGCUUGGGUGGGUUUAAGCCAGGCUUGGGCUCUCCAAGCGAGCCUGCACCACAAAAAAACUACAUUUACAUGCCGAACGUGUCCUUUUCUUUGCCCUCAAAAGAGAUUUCGCAGUCCAACACACCAGGCCGGUGUCUUAAAUAUCUUCUUUUUACAAGAUAACAGAAAUAUUUAGGUUUUUUGUGUGCUAGUUUCCUCUUUAAAUCCAAGCUGGGCAGAAGCGCGAGAGGCAACGCCUGAGCUGGAGUUUGUGGCCAGCCAAAAGAAAAGCUUAAUGGGACCCCUCGCACCCCCAAUUUCUUAAAUUUUGCCUUCACUGGGAAGCUGGCUCCCCAAAAACCAGAGAUCCCGCAUCCCAGCAGCGUUUCUUGGCUCCAUGAGCGUCAUGCACGAUCCAUUGCAUCCGCACAGAAGAUCUUUGGCCGUGGUGGUGGUUGAGAUCGCAGCAGAUUUCCGUAAAACAUCAGGGUAGGAUCGAUCUUGUCUCUGUGCCCACAGGCUGAAUUUCUAUGUUUCGCUUCUCCAUCUCAUCGCUGAAGGACUGGGGGAAAACACGGGUUGUUUUCCAGCCGUCUCGCCGAGAACCUUUGGUUUUCUGCCUGAAUUAGCAAGAACGCAACUGCCCUCGGCCAAAAUCCACCCGAGACAGUGUCGGGUUCAAGACUUGAGGCGACGCGAAGCUAGGAUGAAUGUUUUUAUUAAUUUAGCACUCUACGUUUGUGUGAGCUUGCACAAAAACAUAAUUGUAUAUAAUUACACUUGUAAAAGAGCAGGAAUUCCCAGCCUCCACUCUUUAAAGGUGAGGGAUGAUGCUGCCUUUCACCACAAAUCACGCCAGCCGAGAAGUAAAAUACCUCUUGCUGAAGGGUGGAUCUGCAGAGGCUCUUGAGAUGAAACCACGUAUUUAUUUACGCUCGGACAAAAGUCAUUUCUAACCCUCCUCCUUUCUGCGGCCGCCGUCGCUCGGGGAUGAAAGCGGGACAGCGCGGGCGGGCAAGCAUCCUCCCAAAAUGUGAAGCUGUCUUGUCUUCCGAGCAAAGUAAAAAUGCGGUUGCACUUACCCAUGGGGCUGAGGUUGGGUUGACGACGGAAGGACCGUGUCUGCCAAAGAUGCCACCGACUCGGGAAAGUUGUUUUCUGACCCUCCGGAUCUCUCUGGCCGGGUAAAGCCGUUACGGAAGAGUCCGCGUUUGGAGUCAGCGAGAUGAGAUAAAUGAAGGAAAAAGUGCCAAAAGAAGGGAUCAUGCCAGAUGAUUGUAUAAUGUUGUUCUAUACUGUCAGUAUUUUCUUCUUCCGAUGCUCUUGUACAUGCAGCGCACAGUAGUCAUGAAGUGUAGCUUGAACAAGCGCUUCUUUGUAUUUUCUCAGUGAAAACUGAAGCCUUAACAGACUGAUUUUUAAAACAAGCCUUUAGCAACGCUCCGAGGAUGGACCCAGGGACCCUCCAACAGCCCCGCGACACCUCCUCAGCGUCCGAAAGGUUGACAAGGAGCUCGUCCCAUGUGGUGGGAGAAGCGUUUGACAAAAAGCCCGGCGCCUCUCACCUGUUUGGACACCCGGGAUGAAAAUCAACGCCUGUUGGACGUGACGAUCUCGCGUGUCCUCGCAAAACGGGGACGUGACACCGGUUCGAACCGCAACACAAAAGCUGGGAUGAUCCCCACGUGUCCGACACGAACCUUUCUGUAAAACACCGUGAACAUCAGCUCGAGAAUUCGCUCUUCACUAUGCAAAUGGAAAAACCUUCAGCUGGUUACAAAGGGGGGGUCUGCGUGCGCCGAGUUUCCUUGGUGUUCACUGUCCAAACUGUUUAAAAUCUAGAUGUUGCUACACUCUUUUUUUCCGAUAAUGCUUUAAAUCGUCGUGCUUUCGUAUUCUCAGCUCGCCAGCAGAGCACUGGGGUGGGGAAAAAGGACUUUUAAUGGUCAUUUUGGGUCUCAGCUGAACCACCGUGGCUUCAUCUGAAUGUUUUUUAAAAAGCGAUGGAAGUUCCUGAAGGACUGUGGACUUGCAUGUGUAAAAUGUGUGGGUAAAAAUGACAUGCAGGCGUCUGUCAUGUUGUGGCUUCUGUUAUUUGGAAACAGAGUAAAUCCUGCUUGUGAAAAAAAAUAUAUAUAUAUUGUCACAAACCAGAAACAUGCCAACUGUGUACAAAGAACGUGUUACGUUUUAACAGCAACGAGGACUUGAGCGGCAGGACCAAGGCCGAGGUUAAAACAGAAUAAAACCAGGUUCUGACAGUG
Messenger RNA from Columba livia (rock pigeon), 6265 nucleotides. It is a transcript of the gene RNF169, whose product is annotated as ring finger protein 169. The coding region runs from base 32 to 2011 and encodes 659 amino acids. The transcript is spliced from 6 exons. Lineage: Eukaryota; Metazoa; Chordata; Aves; Columbiformes; Columbidae. Gene Ontology annotation, biological process: double-strand break repair. The record is from RefSeq and is a predicted model, not a curated record. Gene Ontology annotation, cellular component: site of double-strand break; nucleus. Gene Ontology annotation, molecular function: nucleosome binding; ubiquitin-protein transferase activity.